AUGAAGAAUCCCCAUGUUUUUCCCCAGUUUUUCCCGGUUUCCCCAGUGGGAAAAGCCCAUGGCUUUCCGGGAGCCGAGGCGCUUUUCAAGGCGGUCCCCUUAGAGGCCGUGCGUCUGCCGCUGUGGGUGGAGCGGCCGCACCUUCUACAGGAUGCGUUGAGGCCCAUUUUGGAGGCUGUCUAUGCUGCACCUACAGGCGCCUCAGCCUGCCUUGUGGCGCAAGAUUUGGCACAGCUCUGGGAAGCCUUGAGCCAGGGCGGGGCUCGUCAAGCGGUUCAAUCUGCUGGGCGGACAGGUCUGACCACGUACCAAGCCAAAGUGCAGCGUGCCACUGCAGGCUUUGCCCUGCCACUGCUGUCCCACGCCCUGGACCAGCAGCGCCGCUUCGAGGGCGCAGAGGCGGCGGCCAAGCGGGGCCGUGGCAGCGCCACACGCGCCGAAGAGGUGGCCGCCUGGAAGGAAGCGGUGAGUGUACUUCAGCAAGGCUCCACCUCCCUCUUGAACUCCCUGGAAGGGGCAGAGCAUCUGCUGCAGGGACUCUAUGCAUCCUUGCGGGAGCCAUUGCGCAGCAUGUUCAAGGAGUUGCAUGGUGGCUGGCAAAAGCAUGGUCGCUAUCAGGGCGUGACCUAA
Messenger RNA from Cladocopium goreaui, 630 nucleotides. The record is from the annotation of a GenBank genome assembly. Lineage: Eukaryota; Dinophyceae; Suessiales; Symbiodiniaceae.